This is a messenger RNA of Mesocricetus auratus (golden hamster), 2902 nucleotides long. It is a transcript of the gene Golga7b, whose product is annotated as golgin A7 family member B. Lineage: Eukaryota; Metazoa; Chordata; Mammalia; Rodentia; Cricetidae. The coding region runs from base 595 to 1098 and encodes 167 amino acids. The transcript has 7 exons. Gene Ontology annotation, cellular component: palmitoyltransferase complex. The record is from RefSeq and is a predicted model, not a curated record. Gene Ontology annotation, biological process: peptidyl-L-cysteine S-palmitoylation; protein targeting to membrane.
CACAGGGGUCAGAAAGUGAUGUCUGUGGAUAGGGUGACUGAAGAAAGGCUUUGGCUUGGCGGACAUUGACGCAUGUUACGCGGUGGGAGUGCUAGUGUUGAUGAGGGCAGUUAGGACAGCCGUCUUCCUUCUCUCCUAUGCAGCCGGAAACCUGUUCUGUUCUGCGGAAAACAGUUAAUACAUGAAGAAGCGGAAUCACGAGUCUAUCAUCUGGAAGUUCCGCUGGUGUGGGAAGAAGUGUCUCUGACAUCAGGCGGGGUAUCCACAUAAAUCUUUCCCUGUUUUCUUCUCAAAGGAUUGGUUUGGAAGUCAGGAGCCCUGGAAGCAGGCGAUCGGGCGGUGAGGAGCCUCGGGCGCGGCCUCGCCUCCCCGGCCAGGCUCCCGCAGCAGCACCGUGGACAGCACAGACACCCUCUGCGGGACCCUGCUGCCCGCAAGAGCACGCCUCGGGCUUCGGCGAUCUCAUCAGCACCGCGGACAGCACCCAGGUCCUUGUUGGCCUCGGCCAGCCCACCCGCUCUCCGAGUCAGCACCGCGGACAGCCCCUCUGGACUAGCCCUGAGGCAGCCGAGGAGUGGUCAGCAUCCUCAGAAGAUGGCCACUGAGGUCCACAAUCUUCAGGAGCUCCGGCGAAGUGCAUCACUGGCUACUAAGGUCUUUAUCCAGAGGGACUACAGCGAUGGCACCAUCUGUCAGUUCCAGACCAAAUUCCCUCCGGAGCUGGAUAGCCGGAUCGAGCGGCAGCUCUUUGAAGAGACGGUGAAGACCCUCAAUGGCUUUUAUGCAGAGGCUGAGAAGAUUGGGGGCAGCUCCUACCUGGAGGGCUGCCUGGCCUGUGCCACAGCUUACUUCAUCUUCCUCUGCACGGAGACCCACUAUGAGAAGGUUCUCAAGAAGAUUUCCCGUUACAUCCAAGAGCAGAACGAGAAGGUCUUUGCUCCUCGAGGGCUCCUGCUCACGGAUCCAGUGGAACGUGGGAUGAGGGUUAUCGAGAUCGCCAUCUAUGAGGACCGGUGCAGCAGCGGCAGUUCCAGUAGCGGCAGCAGCAGUGGCAGCGGCAGCAGCAGUGCGGGCGGGGGUGGGGCGGGGGCCCGGUGACUGGCCGAGAGUCCCUGUAGGGAAGUGUAUGGCCGCAGCGAGGGGCUGGCAGAUCUGCGGAGGCUGCAUUACCAGAGCACCCGCUUCUGAGUCUCUCUCUGGGCCCUCCCUCCCGUGUGGCGCGGGAGGGAGGGUGACUACCCGGUGUUCUGCUUCCCCAGUCCUUUGCCCAAUGGCAGGAUCUUCCUCUCUCUGUCCCUGGACCUUUCUUUCUCCCAUGGGGCUGGUCCGAGUCAUCAGAGCCAGGCUUUCCUAGGGAAGUCUGAGGGUUGGGGAAAACCCAGCUUGGAUGAACCCUGUCUUCCUUGCCUUCUACCCCCUACCCUGCAUGAUCCUGAGCCCUUAAAAUCCAUGUCUACCUGAACUCUGCUUCCCGGGGCUCUUCCUAAGGCCCAAGGCCACCGUGGGGCUUAUACUUGUCAAUGAUCCCACCUCCUCCUCGGAGACCUGGGGAUGGGUGCCCUGGGAGCUCUCUAGCUGCUCCUAAGGCUGAAUUUCCCUGUCCUUCACUCAGAGGGGAAACAUCCUCUCGGCCUUGCCAAGAAGAACCCAACUCGGAGACUUUGCACCCCACCAGGAGCUGGAUAUGGGUGCUCAGCCUGGGACUCUGGGGCGGGGCGGGGUGUUCCCCGGGGCUGUGGAUGAACGCAGCUGGACAGAGCUUGAACUCCUGAACCGGGGCCAGUUCCUGCAUUGUGGGCACAAAUGUAUGUAUGUGAGUGUACGGGUGGGGAAGCAUGUGCACACGUGAGUAUACAAGUGCAUGAAUGUGAGUGUGUGUAUGCGACUGCACAAGCGAGUGUGAGCGGGUGUGUGCACAGGUGUGCGCGAACCUGUUUAUCUGAGUGGAUGAGUGAGAAUGUGUAUGUGUUCACACACGUGUGCACGCUAUGUAUGCUUGUGCAUAAGUGCACUUGUGUGAACGAGAUUGUCUAUAUGUGAGCACGUGUGUGUGGAAAGGGAGAUUACUUUGCGUGUUCUCUUUGGCUGCUGGGCUAAUGACUACCAUGUCCUGCCCUGUUCUAUCACACGCAAGAUGGUCUGCAGCACCUCCCCUCGAGUCCCUCCUGGCCCUCUGUAAGUCAGUGUCCUAAAGCCGGGCUUCGGCUUGGCUCUUCCUCCUGGUCUUUCCCCCACCUCUGGAUCUGUCACUCACAUUCUAAUGGAGGAAAAGCUGGGGCCCUUGGAGAACAGAACCAGUGUCUGGGUGGUCUUUGGUGCCCCUCUCCCAGCCCCCAUGACAUGGUGGGGCCGCAGAUGCUGCAUAUUCAGCCUGCCCAGGUCAAGGCCCUGAAGCCCUGCAGGUGAGGAUCCCAGGACAUUCAAGACACAUGUGCCAUGCAGGGGAAGAAGGACUGGCCAGCCAAUGGUGCUGUGGCUUUCGGGGGAGCGUCCUGGGGCCUGAGUAUAGACAGAAAGCAGGCUGCCUCCCUUAGUGGGCAGGAGGUGCUGGAAGCAGGCAGGAAACAGCAGCUACUAUAGGUAGCUUUCUGGGCCUGAAAGGGCCUGGUUCUCUACUGGCCAAAGCAGCAGCAUGUGACAUCAGGAGACUAUGCAGAGAGAUGGAGAGGACUGGCCAAGCUCCUGAAGCCCCGGGGACCCCGAGCCUGAUAAGCCCUGGUGCAAUGAACCCCUUCUUCCCAAGCGGCAGCCCCUGACUCCUAGCAGAAGCCCGUGUCCUCUAACCUGCUGUGCGGCCAGGCACUGUGUCCGACCUAGCACAUCCUGUUGGGAGGGUCGGGAAGAGGCAAAAUGGAGACCUUUUGUUUUAUUCUUUUUCCAAUAAAAGGACUUGCCAGCUUGA